CAGAAGAAACAGACCUGCAACGUGUAUCAGCUGAGCUGGCUGAUAAGACAAUCCGUGAUUUUAGAAUAUUCAAGUAGACUACAAGGAUGGAGAAUGAUAUUCUCGUGUCUCUCGAAGAUUUGGGGUACCAAGGCCCUCUAUUGGAGGACGGAGCUUUGGAUUCUGCUUUGAGCGGAGGAGCAGCUUCACCUGAGUUCACUAAACUCUGUGCCUGGAUUGUGUCAGAGCUUCGACUCUACUGCAAACUAGAGGAGAAUGUCCAUGCAACUAAUUGUCCGAGAGAAGCGGAGAGCUUCCAGCUGGAGAUGAGUGGCCUGCUGUCAGAGCUCGUAUGUCCUUACUCCAUCCUCACCAGCGGAGAUAUCACCCAGAGGUUCCUCAGCAGGACCAACUGUCUACUGCUCCUCACUUUUCUGGUGUCUGAGUUGGAGGCUUCAAGGAUGAUCCUGGUUAACAAGCCUCAGAAGCAAACCCAGGAGUCCGGCAGUCCCGUGUUCCAGGAGCUGAAGGGUAUCUGCAUGGCACUGGGCAUGUCCAAGCCUCCAGCCAACAUCACCAUGUUCCAGUUCUUCAGCGGAAUAGAGAAGAAGCUGAAAGAAGCCAUAAGUCGCGUACCACCAAAUCACACAGGAGAACCUUUAUUGAAGAAGGCCCUUGGACCUGUGCACUUGGAAAAAAUUGAAGCUAUAAACCAAGCAUUAGUAAACGAGUAUGAAGUGAGACGGAAAAUGUUGUUGAAGCGUCUCGAUGUGACAGUUCAGUCAUUCGGUUGGUCUGACAGAGCAAAGACACAUUCUGAUAAGCUUAGCAAAGUUUACCAGCCACUGCGUUCUGCUCUCAGCACCAAAAGUAAAAUCUCUGUUGCCCACCUUUUGGCUGCUCGGCAAGACUUUUCGAAGAUUCUCCGCACAAGCAGUGGCAAGAUAAGAGAGAAGACCGCUUGUGCCAUUAAUAAGGUUCUAAUGGGUCGGGUUCCAGACAGGGGAGGCCGGCCAUGUGAGAUCGAGCCUCCACCCCCAGAGAUGCCCUCGUGGCAGAAGCGUCAGGAUGCUCCUCAAGCUGGAGGACACUAUGGUGGGGGUGGGUAUGGAGGUGGCAGGGGGGGCUACGAUCAUUACUCCCAAGGUGGCCGUGGAGGAUAUGAGAGAGGAGGUGGUGGAGGACAUGGAGACAGGGGAGGUAGAGGAGGUGGCAGAGGGGGGAAGGUACAGGGUGGCUGGGGCGAUGGAGGAGGGAGAGGUAGUUACAACCAGGGCCAUUAUCAGGAUGCAGGAGGUCAUCAGGGAGGAGGAGGGAGAGGAGGUUAUGGAGGAGGAGGAGGAAACCACCAAGGAGGUUUCCAGGACUCCAGCUACCACGGAGGAGGAGGUGGUUACCCUGAGAAUUAUCACCAAGAUGGAGGUUGGCACCAUGAGAGAGGCGGGGGCAGAGGGCGAGGAGGUAGGGGAAGAGGAGGCAGAGGAGGACAAGGAGGAGGCUGGGGAGGGAGAGGGGGUCAGAGUUUUAACCAAGGAGGACAGUUUGAACAGUUCUUCCAACAUGGUGGGCAGCACUACAACCAAGCUGGCUUUAAUCAAGGUAGACACUACACAAGUUGAAGACACUGUUUGGGGCAUCGCAGCAGAGUCCAGAUCGACGACUUCUCAUUCACAAACUAAUCUAAUUGCCUUAUCUAACUUUUAAUUUUCAGCAUGCUUGAAGUUAAUGAGAAUGUUUAAUAAAGAAAUCUGACAUACACAUAUACAGAUCCUGUAUACAUAUACUGUAGACUGUUAUGGAGUUCUAACAUCCUUUGGCACUUUCUUUUAGUGUCUCAUCAAUUUUCUUUGUCCCGUCAAUAUAGGUUUUCAGCUCUGCUACAAACGGUUAGUUGAUUACUUGGACUCUGCUGUUUUGACCUCAUCUUGAUGCAUAAUUUGCCUUAUAUUGGAAAUUUGGGACAAUUUUGGAAAAUGAAACAGUUCCUAAAGUUUCAGUGUUACUGCACCGACUGUAUUGGACAUCAAAAAUGCACAUUAUCAUUACAUGUGGGAUUCUUGAAAUUCUUAUAGUUUCGUUGAAUUUGAUGACUACUUGAAAACAAUUGAAUUUUACCAGUCUUAUUUUGUUUCACUUGAUCUGACUGGAAUCUCCUUUGUUACUUAUUUACAUGAUACCAUCUUGUACUGCUCGUAAAAGAUUGUGUGGAUGUUGAAAAGUUUGCCUGGAUGUGUGACUGAGCAAUAAAAGCCUAAAUGAGAA
Molecule: messenger RNA, 2241 nt
Organism: Acanthochromis polyacanthus (spiny chromis)
Lineage: Eukaryota; Metazoa; Chordata; Actinopteri; Pomacentridae
Gene: tslig3a
Product: family with sequence similarity 98 member A
Exons: 8
Coding region: 87-1598 (503 amino acids)
Cellular component (GO): tRNA-splicing ligase complex
Source: RefSeq, a predicted model, not a curated record